Messenger RNA from Prorocentrum cordatum, 514 nucleotides. Lineage: Eukaryota; Dinophyceae; Prorocentrales; Prorocentraceae. The record is from the annotation of a GenBank genome assembly.
CCUCUCCCCCUCCCGGCAGCCGGCGCCGCGCCAUGCCCCUGCAGCUGCGGGUGCUGGACGGCGCCGGGCGGCCCGUCUGCGCCGUGGAGGCGCGGCCGGCCUGGUGCAUCCGCGACCUGAAGGAGGCCGUCGAGGAGAGCGCCGGGGUGCCCCUGGAGGAGCAGGUGCUCCUGUCCGGCGCCGUGGAGCUCCGGGACGCGGAGGCCGUCGGGUCCCUGUUCCCGGACGGCGCCGCGAGCCUGCUGCUCGUGCGCCGCCCCGCCGGCCGGUCCCGCUGGCUCGCCAGCGUCGCCGCCGAUGGGCUGGUGCUGCAGGCUGCCCCGCCUGCCAUCCGCGCGGACCGGCAGGCCUCGGCGCCACGCCGCGUGGCGGACUCUCUGAAGGGGCAGGCCUUCUCAGAAGGCGGCGGGGCUCCAAGGCAGGCCUGGGUCAUCGGAAGGCCAGGGGGGCGCCCUGAGCCCUCUCAGAGGGCCCGCCCGCUCUGAGCCUGCAGUCGAGCGAGCAAGGCCCGCGC